AUGCCGUCUGCGAAGGCCCAGUAUGAAUAUCAAGAGCCGGUCGUCGUUCAGCUCACGGACGAGGAGCGUACCACAGGCGUAAUCACUCAGGAGAAUAUCGGUAUUGCCGUCUCAGCUCUACAUCGCGACGGACUGGUUGUUCUGGAGAACGCAGUCAACGUUGAACACAUCGACAACUUGAACUCAAUUCUGUGUAACGAGGCCGAGGCCAUGGCCAAGCUGCCCACGACCCAUUUCAAUGAUAACUCAGCCGACGGUAAACCAACUGGAAAUAUGUCCCAAGGCCCACCACUAGAUCCAAAGCUCAUGUAUUCCGAUAUCUGGGCUAACCAGCCUGCCGCAACUGUUCUCGAGGCGAUCCUGGGACCGAAGCCACAUGUCAACUAUGUGAAUGGAAAUACCGCAUUGGGAGGGUAUGGAGGUGCUCGCCAGCGAGUCCAUGCAGACUUAACUUUCAAUCAUGCUCAAAUGCCCUUCGCCGUUGUGACGAACUACUAUCUUGUCGAUGUAUCGCCAGCAAAUGGCUCAACGGAGUUGUGGCUAGGCUCACACCGCGAUACCUCAUUCCGGGACCACCGAAAUUGCAGAACGGAAGCUCACACAAAUGGCGAAUAUAAUAAGAAGUUUGAGGAGGAAUUUGGCAUUCGCGAUGAGCUGCUAGAAGAGCGCAGAGCUUAUGCCCCGCCUAUUCAACCCACCGUGAAGAGAGGCUCUGUCGUGCUUCGUGACUUACGACUAUGGCACGCGGGCCUCGCCAAUCCCGCUACAGACCCACGCAUCAUGUUAGCGUUCGUACAUACGCCGUGGUGGUAUCAGUGUCCGGCCAAGGUUGUGCUGCCGGAGUCUGCAAAGGAACUGGUUCAACAGUGGGCAAGCCGCGAGCUGAGCCCGGUGAUCUACGACGCGCACUUUGUCCCAGAGAGCUUGGAUCACAAGAAAGUCAAGUUCAACCCCAACUUCAGUAGCGCAAACAAGGGCUACUUGAAAAUGUUGCCGCAGGGUUUGAGCAUGGGGUUCGUGUUUGGUGCCGAUGACGAAACGAAGGCCACAAUGUAG
Messenger RNA from Phaeoacremonium minimum UCRPA7, 1056 nucleotides. RefSeq names its product putative phytanoyl- dioxygenase family protein. The transcript has 2 exons. The record is from RefSeq and is a predicted model, not a curated record. NCBI's taxonomy places the organism in Eukaryota, Fungi, Ascomycota, Sordariomycetes, Togniniales, Togniniaceae. Bases 1 to 1056 code for a protein of 351 amino acids.